Messenger RNA from Copidosoma floridanum, 2727 nucleotides. Its product is annotated as ras-related protein Rab-37. NCBI's taxonomy places the organism in Eukaryota, Metazoa, Arthropoda, Insecta, Hymenoptera, Encyrtidae. The record is from RefSeq and is a predicted model, not a curated record. Gene Ontology annotation, molecular function: GTP binding; GTPase activity.
CGCGCUUCGGUGCGUUUUUCCGCGACCAGCCACUCAUUGAAGCUCAAGUAUCUUUAAGUUGCAUUUAUCUUCGUCUGAGCCUGAACAAUGUUUAAUUUCGUAGGCACCAACAGCACAAACUGUAGAAAUAAACAGUAUCCAUAAUGACAAUUGUAAAGGAAAGCAGAUAAUAGAAAUGUAACAACAAAAGAGGUGACAACGAGGAAACAACUGGUACAUUUAUCGCGCGACUGUGGGGCACCGGCUGCAUCAUCAUUACGGCCCUGGGGUAUAUCGCCCGAGCAAGGAGGUCUACUCGCGAGUGAGCGCUUCGCGGCCUUUCCCUGCCUCGGUCGCGCAACGCGAGGUUGACUGAACUUUGUUCGCCAACAACGUAUACAGCCAAAGACCACGACCUGCGCUCGCAGCAUCACCGAAACACACAUAGAGGCGCGCGCCUGAAGAGAGAAAGAGGAAGAGAGAGAGAGAGAAAGAGAAAUCCGCGAGGAGUGGCCGAGAAGAAGAAGAGCAAAUUGGUGCUCUCGGGAGCAGGGAAGCAUGAGUUCGCAGGAGUCUCGGCACUCGAGAGCCCAGCCGGGGCCCAGUAACAGCCAGCGCAAGAGCAGCACCGGCGAUUGGGCCCCCACCUCGAGCAGCCGGGGCCCAACGAGCACUCCCCACCAGCAACACCAGCCGGCGCGUCGACAGUCCUCGAACGACAGCGCCUGCUCCUCGCAGGCCACACCCGAGCACUACGACCUCAGCUGCAAGGUGAUGCUGUUAGGAGACAGUGGAGUAGGAAAAACCUGCAUCCUCACAAAGUUUCGCGAUGGUCAGUUUCUCUCAGGGAAUCAUAUUACGACUGUUGGCAUCGAUUUUAGGAACAAAAUAAUCACUGUCGACGACUCUCAGGUCAAGCUCCAAAUAUGGGACACCGCCGGCCAGGAAAGAUUCCGGAGCGUAACGCACGCCUACUACCGCGAUGCAAACGCGCUGCUGCUGUUGUACGACGUGACGAACAAGCAGAGCUUCGAUAACAUCAGGGCCUGGCUCGGGGAGAUUCGAGAAUACGCUCAAGACGACGUAGUCAUCAUGCUGCUGGGAAACAAGUGCGACUGCAGCUCGGAUAGGAUCGUGAAAAAAGAGGACGGACAGCGAUUGGCGAACGAGUACAAGGUGCCCUUUAUGGAAACCUCCGCCAAGACGGGACUCAACGUCGAUUUGGCUUUUCACGCGGUUGCCAGGGAGCUCAAGGCUAGAGCGAAAAAGGAGGAUGGUGACCAGGACGAUGCGCGCUUCAACGUGCAGGACUACCUCCGCCAGAACCAGUCCCAGCAGCGAAGCUCAUGCUUGAGUACCAAUUGUUUGACAACCUGAGCAGGAACGCUGGCAAAGUUCAUCGUCGUCGUCGAGUCCGUUGCGUCAUAUUCCUGCAGAUACAAAAUUAUCUAAGAGUAUUGUGAAUUCCAGAACGACGAGAUAUCUUUUGGCGAUAAUACUGUUAAUUCCCAAGUGCAGGGUAAUGAGCGAUGAUGAUGACGAGCGUUGAAAUGAAACCGAACCGGAAAUUAUUGUAAAAGAAAUGGUGGAACGAUGCGUGGGUUGGCGCAGUUCUUGUAAACUGGCGGGAAAAUGUGAGUAGAAAGCACCAAAUGUACGAGCUUUGAAAAAAAAUAAACAUUGUAUUUCGUUUGGCUUUAGUUAUGAGCCUUACUUACUUACCAAACAAGUGUGUUUGAAUGUUUGAUGUUAUUUGCGAAAUUUGCAGGCGAAACAAUAGUGUCACAGAAAAGUAUACGUAGAAAACGAGUUUUCAAUUGUUAUUAUCUGUAGAAUGUUAAUAUUGCCGAGAGACAUGCUAAUGCUAUGUUACAAUGAGAAUAAUUACAAGGGACAUCAACAAUAUACAACACGUAAUACAGUAGUGAUGGAAUGUGUGACAGAUUUAAAUGUUGGGGGCAUUUGAUGUAUUUAAAUUGUGCCACUAACUGUAUACAGCUCUGAUUUGAAGAUAGGAUUUUUUUUUUUUUUUUUUUCAAUAUGAGGACUGUAGUGUGUACCCAAUUAAAAUAUGUUAAUAUUGAAUGUUGAAAAAUUGAUAAUUUGCAUUAAUAAAAACCUUAAUCAUUUAAGCAAUUUUCUGUACAGCAUAAAAAUCUUAAAGUGUAGUUUAAGCCAGAAUUAAAAGUAGCAAUAUUAAUGAUUAUCUAUUACUAAACAGGACCAAGUUCAGUUAUUCUAAGAAAUCUUUAUUAAAAUUAUAGAAGGUACAAGUGUAUAUGUACCAAAAAGUGAUUGUAAAUGCAGCACAAAGAAAAUAAUAUAUUUUUCUGAGAUACAUGUUGAAGUACAGUAAACUGUUAAGUCAUAAAAAAGAAAGAUGAAUAAAUAUAUUGUUAUUGUACACAUGAGAUAUCUUGAGCUCAAAUUCCUUAUGUACCAAGUGUAUAGUUAUUGCAAUAUGCAUAUAAUCCAAGAUGUUUACCCAUAGAAACAUGUAAUGUAAAGAAAAACCAAUGACCAAAAAGCAGAUUGAUGAUAAAAAUUACAUUACUUUUUAUGUAUGAAUAUUCAGAACUUGACUACAACAAUUAUUUUUACAAACAAGCCAGUUUUUCGUAGUGUGCGUUGUUUAUUUCCUUUCUAUGAUUUUCUUAUUUCUUAGGUUCGAGAUGUAAGCGACAUGAGGUGGCUUUAAAUUUUUGUUUAGUAACUUUUGAGAAUGUAUAUAAGUUUUUGUAAAAUAAA